UUUAGGACCAGUGUGAUUACCGAGCUGACAACAGAAACUGCAGUAAGUAAGUAAAGAACUUGUGAUUGGCUUUUUGUGGGACACAUCUACCGGAGGAAUAGCAAUUGUUGCCAUUAAGUGUUCUCAAGAAGUGAAAUGGCUCAUAGAGGAAGUCAAAGGGAUUACAGAAAAUUCUCUUGCUGCAUUUGCUUGGAUCUACUGAAGGAUCCAGUGACUAUUCCCUGUGGACACAGCUACUGUAUGAACUGUAUUAAAGAACACUGGGAUGGAGAGGAUCAGAGGAAAAUCCCCAGCUGCCCUCAGUGCAGGGAGACCUUCACACCAAGGCCUGUCUUGAAGAAGAACGUCAUGUUAGCAGAUUUAGUGGAAGAUCUGAAGAAGACUAGACUCCCAGCUGCUCCAGCUGGACCUGAAGAUGUGGCCUGCGAUGUCUGCAUUGGGAGGAAGAUGAAAGCUGUCAAGUCCUGUCUGGUCUGUUUAAUUUCUUAUUGUCAGAAUCACAUCCAACCUCACUCUAAUGUCCCUGGACUGCAGAAGCACAAGCUGGUGGAUCCCUCCAAGAACCUCCAUGAGAACAUCUGCUCUCGUCAUGAUGAGGUGAUGAAGAUCUUCUGUCGUACUGAUCAGCAGUGUAUCUGUUAUCUCUGCACUAUGGUUGAACAUAAAGGACAUGAAACAGUCCCAGCUGCAGCAGAAAGGGCUGAGAAGCAGAAGGAGCUCCAGGUGAGACGACAACAAAUCCAGCAGAGAAUCCAGGACCAAGAGAAAGAUGUGAAGCUGCUUCAACAGGAGGUGGAGGCCAUCAAUGUCUCUGCUGAUAAAGCAGUGGAGGACAGUGAGAAGAUCUUCACUGAGAUGAUUCGUCUCAUCCAGAAAGGAAACUCUAAUGUGAAGCAGGAGAUCAGAUCCCAGCAGGAAACUGAAGUGAGUCGAGUCAAAGAGCUUCAGGAGAAGCUGGAGCAGGAGAUCACUGAGCUGAAGAGGAAAGACGCUGAGCUGAAGCAGCUCUCAGACACAGAGGAUCACAACCAGUUUCUCCUCAACUACCCCUCACUGUCAGCACUCAGUGAGUCUACACACUCAUCCAGCAUCAAUAUUCGUCCUCUGAGAUACUUUGAGGAUGUGACAGCAGCUGUGUCAGAGCUCAGGGAGAAACUAAAGGACAUCCUGAGAGAGACGUGGACAAACAUCUCAUUGAAAAUCUAUGAAGUGGAUGUUUUACUGUCAGAACCAGAACCAAAGACAAGAUUCUUAAACUACUCAACAGAAAUUACUCUGGAUCCAAACACAGCACAUCGGAAGUUGUUAUUAUCUGAGGGGAACAGAAAAAUAACAAGAAUGAACCAGCAACAGUCUUAUCCUGAUCAUCCAGACAGAUUCACUGAUUAUAAUCAAGCUCUAAGUAGAGAAGUUUUGACUGGACGUUGUUAUUGGGAGGUGGAGAGGAGAGGGGAAGUUGAAGUAGCAGUUUCAUACAAGAACAUCAGCAGAGCAGGACGGUCAGAGGAAUGUUUAUUUGGAGCUAACGAGAUCUCUUGGUCAUUGUAUUGUAAGACAGACUGUUAUGAAUUUUGGCACAACAACAUAAAAACUCCCGUAUCAGGUCCAGUUUCCUCCAGAGUAGGAGUGUACCUGGAUCACAGAGCAGGUAUUCUGUCUUUCUACAGCGUCUCUGACACCAUGACUCUCCUCCACAGAGUCCAGACCACAUUCACUCAGCCGCUACAUGCUGGGAUUAAGCCUUUCUUCAAAGACGCCUCUGCUGAGUUUAUUAAACUGAAAUAGUCAGAACCAAUCUGAGGUCCAGUUGGUUAAAAUGUGUAUUUUAGUUUCCGUUUCUUUAGUCUCAAUUGUUGUUGUCAUUUCUUCACUGAUCAGAGAUCAACUGUCUUUAUGGAGCUACUUUGUCAUCUUGCUUGCUGUUGAUGAUGGUGUUUGGUUGGGUGCUGCCCCCACUUGUUUCUGUUCUGCUCUGGAGGUAAUCACUACUCAGGAGGAUUUUUAUUCACCUGAACCAAUUAUGUUAACAUUUAUAAUUUUGCCAGACCAAAUAUUGUUCAAAUCCAUGUACAGAUAAGAAACUGUAAUUAUGAUGAUCAUCAAUCAGGACAUUAGUAGUUAUUUUAUCAGACAAAGAUCAGAUUCUGAUCAAACGGAUUAUAGAAAAGAAUUAAAAGGAGCAGAAUAUUACUGGAGUCAGAGAUGCUGGGUUUGAAGAUAAGAAUUCAGAGUCUGCUGAGCGCUUUUCAUUUAAAUGACAUCAAAUAACUGACAGAAAGUUUCCUGCUGUGAACAUCACAUCUUUUUUUUUCAGAAGAUUUCAGAAGAUGUUGAAUAUAAGUAGAUAUGGUAAGAUAAUUUGAUCAGAAAAGCAACUGUUUUUUAUUAAUGUACUUUAGAUUAUUAUAUCAGAAAUACUGAAAGUAACAACACUAAAAUGUUUUAAUAAAGCAUCUGAUCUCUCUGUUUGGGUGUAAAAAAUAUUAUUGACCAGAACUCUGGUUACUUCGAUAUAUCCUGGUUCAUUAUUUGGACUGAAUGAUGUUUAUUUUUUUCUUUUCAUUUGAUGGUUUAUUGGUUUUAUCCUGCAAAAAAUGUUGUAACCUUAAUUGUUUAUUGCAAUUGAACAGAAAUCAAUCAAAGGUCCUGAGAUUACACUAGUAAAUAAACAACAGUGUUGCUUUUUUGGAAGCACAUAUUUUAGAGCCAUCAACUAUUUACAUUUAAUACUGUUAAUAAAUAAAUGAAAGCAAUGAUGUAGAUAGAUAAAACAACAGAUCAUCCAGAUAUCACAUGAAUUUCUUCUAUUGAUGGCUCGGCUCAAAUUUGAUCAAAGAUUCCCCUAAAGAUGUUUAAAUCUGAUCCUUGUGAGUAUAUCCUUCUUUCAAUUGAUUCCAGGAAAUAUCAAAAGAGAAAGAUUAGGUCAUAAUAGGGUUGGACAAUAAUGCAAUAACAAUAUAUAUCGGUCAAUAGAUGUAUUUCGAUGAUAGAAAAAAAGGGUAAAUAAAAAAUGUCAUUAUAACCUCCUAACCAAAAACAGACCCAGGAACUGGAUCUCAGCCAGCUCUGCCCCCUUCAAAGAGUUCAGAGAGCACGGGUUCUUUUUUUCUUUUUUGAAAACUUGCAGUUUUGCUAAAACGUUGCUGUUAUAAAGGGUAAAGUUUGAAUUCAGUGUUUGUUCUUUAUGUGAAAACUGGUCGCUAAGCAACAGCAUGAAAUGGCCUUCUUUAAAGAAGAUUGUA
Molecule: messenger RNA, 3242 nt
Organism: Fundulus heteroclitus (mummichog)
Lineage: Eukaryota; Metazoa; Chordata; Actinopteri; Cyprinodontiformes; Fundulidae
Product: tripartite motif-containing protein 16
Exons: 1
Coding region: 136-1785 (549 amino acids)
Molecular function (GO): zinc ion binding; protein binding
Source: RefSeq, a predicted model, not a curated record